GUCCCCGCUGGCUGUCAUCCGCGGAGCAGGGAAGGACGUGACUUGACAUGACAUGACAUGACAUGGAGCUAGAUUUUCCCGUGUACUGUUCCGUGUGCGUCGUGGCGUGUUAAAAGCACACACGGGGAUUUCGGCGUUUCUGUGUACCUCGGUAGCGGUCCUUUCCGGUCUCGACAGCCCGGACUAACAGUGGCUAGCUAACAGGCUAGCUAGCUCGUAAGUUUACUGUAACUGUUAAAAGCAGCGGGUUGAGACGGAAAGCCCUCCGCAUGGCGUUAAUCUUGUUUACGAGGUCCCGGGCACCUUUAAUGAAAACGUCCCGAUCUUUAAAGAGCGAAUUCCGGAAAGGGAAACUACAAGAUGGUGCCUGUUUCAACUGCACAGCCCUCAGACUCUCCAGUCAGAAACUUGAUGGACUCCGACUUGGCAGUUUGGCCCAGGUUUCUUCAUUCGGUCCCUCCCUCCCCUUGUCAGAUGGAUACGUGGGCCCCUGCCAGAGUGCGGACUCACAGCGGCUCUACUGCGCUUUUGUGCUGGGGGUCUCCCCUUCACUGCAUCCUGCGAUCACAACGGGGGCCCAGUGGACGAUAGCACGACCGCAGGACACUCCCGGUGUCAGGUGGAUACACACUUCGAGGAGGAGAUGGGACGACUCAAAAGUGGAGAAAUCACUACGUUCGUUAAAGGACAAGAAGAAGCUGGAGGAAGGAGGGCCGGUGUACAGUCCGACGCUCGAUGCAGAACCUGUGAGAAGGACACUCAGACAGCGGGUUGUGGAUGAAAUCAAGCACUACUACCAUGGCUUCAGGCUGCUCUGGAUUGAUACCACCAUUGCUGGGCGAAUGCUGUGGAGGGUGCUGAACGGACACGGCCUGUCUCGACGUGAGAGGAGACAGUUUCUUAGAACGUGUGCAGACGUCUUCAGGCUUCUUCCAUUCCUGGUGUUCAUCAUUGUCCCCUUCAUGGAGUUCCUGCUUCCUGUAGUGCUGAAACUCUUCCCCAACAUGUUGCCGUCCACCUUCGAGACACAGUCAAAGAAGGAGGAGAGGUUGAAAAAGGAGCUGAGGGUCAAACUGGAGAUGGCCAAGUUCUUGCAGGACACCAUCGAGGAGAUUGCGCUGAGGAACAAGGCUGCCCAAGGCAACGUGACAGAGGAGUUCUCCACCUUCUUCCAGAAGAUCCGGGACUCCGGGGAACGUCCCAGUAAUGAGCAGAUCAUAAAAUUCUCCAAACUAUUUGAGGAUGAGCUGACUCUGGACAACCUGACUCGACCCCAGCUGGUGGCUCUCUGCCGUCUCCUGGAGCUCCAGUCCAUCGGGACCAACAACUUCCUCCGCUUCCAGCUCAUCAUGAAGCUGAGGGCCAUCCGCGCAGAUGACAAGCUGAUAGCAGAGGAGGGAGUGGAGAGUCUGAACGUGAACGAGGUGCAGGCAGCCUGUCGUGUCAGAGGGAUGAGAUCUCUGGGAGUCACAGAGGAACGACUGAGAGAGCAACUCAGCCAGUGGUUGGAGCUGCACCUGAACCAACAGAUCCCCACCUCUCUGCUGCUGCUGUCUCGGGCCAUGUACCUCCCUGACACCCUGUCUCCUGCCGACCAGCUGAAGACCACACUGCAGACGCUCCCUGAGAUGGUGACGAAGGAGGCCCAGUUGAUGGUGGCAGAGAUAGAGCUCUCCAAAGUGGACAAUAAGACCAAACUGGAGACGACGCUGCAGGAGGAGGCGGCCAUACGCCAGGACAACAAGGACCGUGAGAUGGAGAGGUUGGCGGACGCUGCAGAGAAGGUUGCCAGGGAGGGUGAGUUGGAGCUUGAAGCGGAGAGGGCGAAGCACAGCGAGACAAAGCCGGCAAUGUCCAAGUCUGACAUGGCUGCUCAUUCAGAGACACUGAGGGAUACAGCACCUGUCAUAGAGGGAAUUAAGUUUGAGCAGUGGCAGACUUUCUUGCGCUUCCAGGGUGAGGAGAUCACCAAAGAAGAGAUUGACAUGUUGAGUGACGCCUGCUCAAAGCUGAAGGGGCAGAAGAGGCUGUUGACUCUGGAGAAAGAAGAGCUGGAGGAACUGAAGGACGAUGUCCAAGAAUACAACGAGGAUCUGGAGGAAAUAAAGAAGGAGCUCUCUAAGAGCGGCCAGGAGAAGACACUAGAGGAGUCAAAGGCGAGCCAGCGCCUGUCUAAGAGAGUGAACCGCAUGAUCGGUCGCAUUGACAAGAUAAUCCUGGAGCUGGAGAAGGACAAGGUCAUCCUGGACGGACAGAUGGAUAGUGGAACCACCCCACCUGUUGGUCUGUUCUACACCUUCAGGGAGAACCUCAUCAGUAUUGACGAGCUGAUCAGCGUCAUGCGGCAGAUCCAGAACAUUCCAGAGCACAAGCUGCAGAGCAUCGCCGAGGCUCUCGACGACAACAAGGACGGGAAGAUCGACAUCGACGACGUCAUCAAAGUGGUGGAACUGAUUGACAAGGAGGACAUCGACAUCUCCACCUCUCAGGUGGCUGACAUCAUGGUGAUGCUGCAGAAGGAGGAGAAGCUGAUGGAGAAGGAAAAGGCCAAAGAGAAGGCUGAGAAGGAGCAGGCAGCCAAGCUCAACAGCUAACUCAUUUCGCCCCGAAAGACACAGAGCAAUUGUAAAAAUGACGUUGAGAAGUCACAGAAAACUCUGGACGCCAGAUCGAUCUGGACAAGUCGAGAGAAGGAGUCACGAGGUAACGGCUGCCUUCUCCAAUUGUCAUAUCACCACGAAUUGAGCUCCUACAAAAUUGUUUAAAAAUUUGAAAAAGAAGGCUCAUUGCCUUUUAAAAUGCACAAAAUCAAAAGAAACCUAAAUUGCCAUUAUGUUAAGCUCCUCUGGACUGAUCAUGUAAUAUAUGUUGAUAUUUGGUUUUGUGUAGUUUUACUCAAGGAUUUAUUGACACAGGGAACAGAAUGACAUGAAACCAUGGUUGUUCUCCCAACCUAAAAGUGGGCAAAGGAGAAAAUCGAUCAAAAAUUAUGUUUGGAAAAUAUAUUAGGAGAAUAUAUUAUUCUGAAGUUUGAGGUGAACCAUCUUGCCUUUCAUUUCAUUCAUGUUAUCAUCUCAGAGAAAUGAGACAUCAUUUCUAAACUUUGCACAGUAAAAUUCAUUGUCAUCACCGUCAUUCCACUCAAUUUCUUUUCCUUUUAGAUUUUGUUUCUCUCUCAAACUCCCACAUUGUAAAGUAAUUUGUUAUUUUCUCUGAACUGUACUUGGACAGGUAGCUUAUCGCUGGAAAUAGGAUUUUUAAAUGGUGGCUGCAGCCAUAGACAUCAUUAGACCCAACAUAGAAAAUUGUGAGUGCAGGUUUAAAGAGUUGAAUUUUAAAAAAUGCUAUAUAUUCAUUCUACCAAUAAAAAAAAAACAAAACAAAAAGAACAACAUAGCUUUAGGGUCUUCUAAGAAUAAAAAAAAUGGAGGAAUUAUGAUGUAGUGUUGAAGUUUUGCCAAAAAAGGGAAGGACUGAAGUUAGCAACAUCUACAUCAAUAUUAAAAAUGAUUGUACUGUAAAUUUCUUUUCAUUUCGCACUCAUUACACGAUGAUCUUUUGUCUCACUUUAACACGGCUGUUCAUGUCUGUUCGACAGAGCUCUCCGUAAAAUUCCAAAGUUGCACUGCGGCAUACUUAAUAAUCAGAAGAUUCGGAUUGUUCCUCAAAAUCAACAAACAAACCAAUUAAGGACCGAUUGAUAUUUAUGAGCAUUGAGGAUCAUAAUAAUAAUAAUCAGUGUGGGGACACUAAAACAGCCCACCAACCAAAUACUGGUCAGUUCUUGCUGUGGCAAGUGGUAGAGUUUUAUUUUGUACUAGUUUCUGUUUCAGAAAAUAGUUGUCAGUUGUUUGGAGGUUGUCCGGUCAGAGGGUGAGAGCGGCUUUCUGUGACUGUUACGUAGUUCAGUUUGUGCAUGAGUAGUAUGAGAACCGUGGUAAUCUUGACCUUCAUAAGUUAAAUGCAAAGUGGCCUUCUCUUGACACGGAUAUUAUGGAUUAUAUACUGUUGUAUAUUUUUUAAGAAGACGACAGAGCUCUGAUAUUCUUUACACUCGUAUAAAUAUAGUUUUUGGGUUGAAGGAGUCUGGAUGAAUUCAGUUGUAGAUCGGGUAUUGUGAAUUUUAGGCACAUACUGAGUCCCCUUUCUUGUUCUUUGCACUGUAGCCAUGAAUGUGUGUCGGUGUGUAUCCAUCAGGACGAAGGGAGUUCAGAAAAUCUCCGAGCCAGCUACUCAGCGUUAAAUUCAUUUUGCCGCCUGUUGGCAUUUGCUCAACUGCGUUCACACUGCAAGCAGCUUGGCCAUUGUAUUUUUUUCGUGUCUUCCAAUUAGGGCUAUAAAUAAUAAUUAUUUUGUUCAUAUUUGAUUUGUUUAUUGAAUUAUAAAAUCUAUAUUUAAAAUAAAGACCUAAGGAAAAUGCCUUCAAAUUGUUCUCUCUGACCAACACCAAUUAUCUUUGGAUUUAUUCUACAAUGAGAUAAUGUUCAGCAUUUUUAUCCUAAUGAAGGAUUUACACAAGUAAUAGAUUACCUAAAUGUAAUUUUCAUCGAGUGACUUCAGAACUAAUUUCAACCGAUGUUGGUGCAAGAAGCCGCAGUCGUUGCGACUGUGCAUUUUUUUUGAAACUGUGUAUUUACAGUUGUAAUGUAAAAUAAUCCUAUACUUAAACUUAUAAUAAUUAGUUCAUAUGACAAAAAAAAAGAAAAAACAAAACAUUAUUUUACUGCAUACCUAACCUCAGCAAUGGAUUCAGAGCCCAUACUUGAGUUUUAGGACAUUUUCUCAUGUCAUCUAUCAAAUAAAAGGCUUGGUGGGAAGAGCUGGGAAGCUUUGAGUGGCUGUGAUCGAUUUCACAUCAAUUUUACAUUUACAAGGCAGAGCUGUGAUUUACAAGACUAAAAGUGUUUGGUUAUAAAGAAAGCCAUGCUUGCUCAGCUGUAAAGGAAAUGUUGCUUGUCAUGUUGCCUGCAGUGUGAACCCGCUAUCUGCUGAAUUGAACUGUUUGUGGUCUUAGCCAACCCUUUGUUAUUCCUCAGCAGUAACUAGAGAAGAGCUCAGGUGUAAACAAAGAUGACAGAGUGGUAUUUGAGAUAACGCUGAGUGGACAACGCUCCGUUUAUCUGUUCCCGGAAUCCGCUGUCAUAUGCGCAGAUGAUUAAAAGCUUGUUCGUCUUCCAUCAGGCACUGUACCGGUUCAGACCCAGCGCCGCCUGACAGGGCGAGGGCUCGGCUUUGCCUGGGACCAGUCAGGCUGAUGGGUGCAGGGUAAACACUCGCCCCAUACAUGGGCCAAAGCCAGCUCCGCUGGAGGGUUGUGUUUAGGUUAGAGAUGCUCCGGCGAGACAUGGCAUGCUCUCUGCCGCAUAAAUCAGCAGCCAGUGUAAACACGCCGGAGGAACGUUGUGACAACAUCGCGAUUACACUCGGCAGAGGAGAGUGGUGUUUGCGUCCCAGCGCCUGACAGGUCAGGCUCCGGGGAGUGCUGUGCGCAUGAGCGGCAUUAGUGGAGUUUAUUUUAUUUUUUUUUUUUUCAAAAAACCCCUGGGUUUUGGACUGCUGGUCGCACAAAAGCUAUUUGAAGACAUCACUGUAAAUUCUAGGAAACUGCGACGGAGAUUUUACACUAUUUGACAUUUUCCUCAUGAAACGAUGAAUCCAUUUAUCAAGAAAAUAAUCUUAAGUUUAAUCGAUAAUGGAAAUAUUAGUUGCAGCCCUGCAAUCUGGCCUUUCAUUUUCUCACAGGUACCUGAAACAACACGACCUUUGCAGUGCUGUUUUGGUUGUGAAAGCCCAGAAGACAAGUGUUGUGGAAAGUUUAAAAAUCUAUUCUUGUUUAAACCUAGUUUAAGAUUGUUUUCACUCAAGCUCAUGUCGAUCCGUUAAUCAUUUAGUCUCUAAAAUGUGAGAAAAUUGUGAGAAAUGCCCAUGACUAUCUCUCCGUGCCCAAGACGACACCUGUGUUUGUUUUGUCCAACUAAUAGUCUAAAACCCAAAGAUAUUCAGUUGACAGUGAUAUAAAACGGAGGAAAUCGGGAAAUCCUCACGUUGUAGAAGCUGGAAACAGAAAAUAUUUGGCAUUUUUGUUUGAUAAAUAACUUAAACCUAAGAAAGUUUGUAUCUUCACAAAAUACUUGUGUACAAUUGGUAUCUUAGCCGUACAGUCAGUGAUAUGACAGGACAGUCAUAUUUCCCCACGUGCUACCACGUGGAUAUUAUUGGGGAAAAAAAACCUGUCAAACCUUGAAUUUGCUCAAGAAAUCCUGGAAAAAAUAAUUACAUUUUGAAAUGGAAAACAUGUAGAAACCCUGAUAUGACUAUCAGAAGAGUCCCACAUGCCAGUCACUGAAUAGAGGCUCAAAACAAAACUAGUAUGUUAGCUCAUAUCUCCCAAACGCAGUCAUCUCCUCAAGCUCAAAACAAAGGCCUCUGCGGCCGUGCAUGCUGGUGGAUGAUUGUGCGUCCGCGUCUUUGGCCGCAGUGCGAGGAGGAGUCGAGCAGAGUUCACGGCUCACCGCUGGCAGCAGUGUUGCACUGUGUUGUUUAAAAAAAAAAAAAAAAAAAAGUCUACCUAAGGGAGGAGGAAAGGAGAGAUACAGUUGGCAGGAGAAGCAUUUUGACAGUGAGUUCAAAUCAGUCAUUUUUCAUUGUCAACCAGUUCAGUUACCAGGCCCAGAGUCGUUUUCUGCCUUGCCUUUCUCUUAAAGCGAUUUUCUUCCUGACAUUUUAGCCCAGUAGGAAGGAACACUGUCUGAUUUGAGCUCACUGUCCUCACCUUUGGCUGUCGGCUGAGUAUUGCCACUGUGUAAAUGCACUAUUUCCUUUUUGAUACAGUAGGUGUGGGUUAAUCGAUGGACUCGGUGUGAAUGUUCAGUCUGAUGUGGUUUCGGCACCGGUAUUCGGCCGGGAAGCCGAGCGUUGUGAUUUACGACACAAGCCGUCCGAAAAGAUUCCCGUUGAGUUUGAGGAGGAGAGUUGUGGAGUUUGUGUACUAGAAGAACCAAUAUUUAAAGCAAUAAGUCAUUUAUGCAUCCUGUACCUUUUUUUGAAUUUUGUUUUUCUCUCUCUUUGAGGUGGGACAAGCGUUUAAUUAGUUUAAAAAUAUAUAUUGUAAUAUAUGUAAUUUAGAAAAGAAAUAGAGUCCACAUGGUAUCAGCAAGGAAGUGGAUGCUGCAACUAAAAAGCAUAGAAGCUAUUUUGUGGAUUCUGCUCUUCUUCUUGGUAUCAGGCUGAUAUUCUGCUUAUUUGGGGGGGUGAUGUGCUUGUAGUUGAUUGUAUGGACUUUCUGAGGACAGAUGUAGUCACUUUUUCCCCCUUUUUAAGUAUUUUGCACCAGCCCUUUUUAAUCGCUAGAGGAAUGCUACUUUUUGUAGAAUGUAUGAAAGGACGACCUCUCCCUUUCAGUAGAAGUAACGAGGACAGUUUAGUUGCAAAAAAAGGCAGCUGGAGACUGAAAGCAGGAUCAGGAGCGUUUUUAAUGUCAGGGAAACACGAUGUGGAGUCAGAGUCCGGCUCUUUCCACAGAUACGGGACUAAAGAAGAAGCGCAGACCUGUCUCAGCUUCGUACAAAGUUUCUGAAACUGAAACUGAAAAACGUAGAAAACCUAUACAUACAUCAUAACUAAUUCACUGCUUUUUAAAUAAUAAUGCAGCCACCAUUGUUUCACACGUUUCUAAAAGGUGUGUUCAGGCAGAAAUCGAAGCAAAUCUUUGCCUCCAAUUUGACCGUUCGACCAUUUGCCAGUGUAGCAGCUGUGCAGACAAUAGCUAUAAGCUAGCUAGCAACCGACACAAGGACUAUGUCUGUGGGAGUGUAUCCGUGUGUGUGUGUUUGUGUUCAGCUCAGCCUCUGACUGAACUCAAACCAGAAACUCACUCUCCAUCGACAUUGUGUGAUACCUUUCCGCCUCGUGUCGUGUUCUGUCCGAGCCAUGGACUGUAUGUAAAGAUCUAGACAUCUGUGGUUUGAACGCGCAGUAAAGAACGAUUCAAAGCUUGGAAAUGUUUAAAAGCCUCGGUUUGGAAGCCGCCAUCAGUUUACAUGAUAUCGAAGCCCCAAACAAAGUUAUCAAAUGUGUUCUGGAUCAGAUUCCUAAAUCAGGAAAAAUCUCUGCCCAGUUUGAAAGGCGAGGCGACAUGUUGCAAUAUAAUCUCUUUCUGAUUGCAUUAUGUUUAAAAAUGUAAAAAAAAAUAUAUAUAUUUUUAAAAUCACUCAUUGACCUAAUAUAAGAUUUAGCCUAUUGGAGUUUUUUGUUUGGAGAUAAUUGUCAUGUUAUUUAUUUAUUUAUUUAAUCAGGUUUUUUUUUUUUUUUUUCAUCCAAAUGUGAGAUGUUGCAAACAUUACCUGAUACUGGAUUUGAUUUUAGUUUUAACUUGAAUCUCAAAUGUCUGAAAAGCAUCAAUUUUCCUUUUUUUUUUUUAAAAACACAAAUCAAGUGAUCAUGUAAUGAAACAUUUACAAAAUUAAUCGUGUUGAAUAAAUAAUGGUUGAUCCUG
This is a messenger RNA of Xiphias gladius (swordfish), 8494 nucleotides long. RefSeq names its product leucine zipper-EF-hand containing transmembrane protein 1 (gene letm1). The transcript has 15 exons. The record is from RefSeq and is a predicted model, not a curated record. The coding region runs from base 270 to 2594 and encodes 774 amino acids. NCBI's taxonomy places the organism in Eukaryota, Metazoa, Chordata, Actinopteri, Istiophoriformes, Xiphiidae. Gene Ontology annotation, biological process: intracellular monoatomic cation homeostasis. Gene Ontology annotation, cellular component: mitochondrial inner membrane. Gene Ontology annotation, molecular function: calcium ion binding; ribosome binding.